Pelodiscus sinensis (Chinese soft-shelled turtle) is the source of this 3444-nucleotide messenger RNA. The record is from RefSeq and is a predicted model, not a curated record. Lineage: Eukaryota; Metazoa; Chordata; Testudines; Trionychidae.
UUGGGUACCCAACUCAGCAGGCUCCAGGUAGAUCCAGCUUUUCCCUUUUACCAAAGGCAACCAUCAGCAGGACCGAGCCCCCUCCCUCCCCCAGCUCCCUUCCCCCCGCCCCUGGCUGUCUGCUAUGAAAUAUGUAUCAAGUUAGUAAGUAGCAGCAGCAAUUCCUGUCAGAGGCAGAUGGAUCACUUUCAUUUCGCAGGAUGAUUUCUAACCCCCCCGAGGAUUCCCCGAGCAGCCGCAGCCCGACUCUGAGCGGCGAUCGGAAGGGAGCCCUGGGCGUGGAGAGGAGGUUGAAGGCGUGAGAGCAUGGCCGGGCAUGCGGGCACUCCCUCCUAGCUCCAGAGCCGGCGGGAGACAGGGAGGGCUCCGAGCCCGGGACAAUCUCUCACCAGUGGGCUGGUGUCUUUGUCUGGAACCCGCCCCGGGCAUGCUGGCCACUUGCCCCGUGGAGAUUGUGGCUGGGCAUGUGGAAGAAGCUGUGGACUAAUAUGGGUGGCAGUCACUCCCACAAAACUCCCGUGUUUGAUGAAAAUGAAGAUGACACAAAUCCCAGUUGUUGCUCCCCACUUCUCAGCAAAGAUUCAAUAGCAGAGUACUGAGUUAAUUUUGACCAUUUUCAAAUACUGCGAGCUAUUGGGAAAGGGAGUUUUGGAAAGGUGUGCAUUGUGCAGAAGAGAGAUACCAAGAAAAUGUAUGCCAUGAAAUACAUGAAUAAACAAAAGUGCAUCGAGAGAGAUGAAGUCCGGAAUGUCUUUCGGGAACUACAGAUCAUGCAGGGCCUUGAGCAUCCCUUCCUAGUCAAUCUGUGGUAUUCUUUUCAAGAUGAAGAAGACAUGUUUAUGGUGGUAGAUCUGUUACUUGGAGGGGAUCUGCGUUACCACUUACAACAGAAUGUACAUUUUAACGAAGGAACUGUUAAAUUAUAUAUUUGUGAACUGGCACUUUCAUUGGACUAUUUGCAGCGAUACCAUAUCAUUCACAGGGAUAUCAAACCUGACAACAUACUGUUGGAUGAGCAUGGUCAUGUUCACAUCACUGAUUUUAACAUAGCUACUAUAGUGAAAGGAUCAGAAAAGGCUUCCUCUAUGGCUGGCACUAAGCCCUAUAUGGCUCCAGAAGUGUUCCAGGCUUUUAUGGAUGGAGGCCCAGGAUAUUCAUACCCAGUAGACUGGUGGUCACUAGGAAUUACAGCAUAUGAAUUGCUGCGGGGUUGGAGAAGGUCCAAUCAGAGGAGCACAAAGCACAAGAGAGAAGGAGUAAUAGGGAGGCCCUAUGAAAUUCAUUCAGCCACUCCAAUUGAUGAGAUCCUUAACAUGUUCAAGAUAGAAAGAGUUCAUUACUCAUCCACAUGGUGCAAGGGCAUGAUAGCAUUGCUGAAAAAGCUCCUCACUAAGGACCCUGAGUGCCGCCUUUCAAGUCUUGCAGACAUUCAAAGCUCUCCAUACUUAGCUGAUAUCAACUGGGAUGCGGUCCUGGAGAAAGCUGAGACACCAGGCUUUGUUCCUAAUAAAGGAAGACUGAAUUGUGACCCUACAUUUGAACUAGAAGAAAUGAUUUUAGAAUCCAAACCCCUUCAUAAAAAGAAAAAGCGACUUGCAAAAAACAAAUCCAAAGAAGGAACAAAAGAAAGCUGUUCACUGAAUGUACACCUGCAGCAGUGUUUGGAAACUGUGAGGAAAGAAUUCAUCAUAUUCAACAGAGAAAAGCUACCUAGAUCCUCCCUCCCUGUGGAACAUGACCAAGGUUUUCAAAAGCAACUCGUCAUAUUACUGAGAAGACAGCAGGAACAAAGUGGGCAGACAUCUAGUCUGGAGAGCAGAGCAUCCCUUCAGACACAAGGAAAACUUCAGGAUGGGCGCAACAACAACCUUCUUGGACAUGGGUGCACAAAAGGCUGCAGCAGCUAGUUGGACACACCUCUUGUUGCACAGUUUACCACUGAAAGGCCAGUGAAGGCUCAUCUCUGUGCACAGCUUGAUAUUUUGCCUUCCCUGCAGGAAAACUAACUCCUAUGAAAAGGGCAAUCCCAUUGCUGAGUACAACAAAGAUACAAAGCACACAAAUUGGGAGCUCAAUUUACACAGAUGUCACUGUUCCUUUUUUGACCAUGGUACCAGACAAAUUACCAUUAGCAGCAAAACAUAAGUGUUUUAUAUGUUGCCCCUUCUUUUGUAACCUCUUCAAAAUCCUGGAACAAAACUUGAAACAGUUCAUUUGGACAUUUCUCCGAGGUUAUCAGAUUUCUGGUUACUUGCAGGUACAGUGUUGUGUCAGGGCCAGCUUUGUCCUUUAAGAUCUGACAUUAUCCAGUGAAAUACUCUGCCAUUUCUGUUAAUUAAAACAAUCCACUGAAACUGGAUACUGGAAUUUUGUGAGACUGCUACACAGUGUGAACAUUUACCAUCGAGGUCAUAAAUGUAUGUAUACAAUGUAAAUAUAUGUAAUGUAGCGUGAAAUAGACCAAAUAUCUAAAUUUAAUUUAACUACCUGAAGUGAGUUGAAAUAGCAUGAAUGUAUUCACAUUGUUCUUUACACUUUAUACAUUCUGCUUGAUAGUCAAAGACUUGAUCUUUGUCUCAUUAAAGUCAAUGAAGUUUGCUGUUGAUUUUAGUGGAGGCAGAAUCAGACAUAUUGAUAGUGUAUUAUUAUGAAGGUGAAAGAUCAUCGUUAGGAUGCGCAAGCUAGAACUAAAAAUCUGAAAACUAAAAAUGUUAGAAAUUUGCUCAUGUCCAUAAUGUUUAGAAAGAAAGGUGUUAUAAACUGUGAAAAAGUAAUGUGUCUUGUUUCCACUUAUCAGUUCUGGUUAAGAAAUGUCUUGAGUAGGGAAAAAUACAUCCUCUUAGGAAUAAUGUUGAUACAAAACACUUUUUAAAAACAAAAUUGUUGACACCUCCAUAUAUUUAUGGUACUUUUAUAAUUUGGUACAUUCUCAUUUUGUUAAUAAAUGCAUAAUUGUUCUGCUGUACUGUGCUUUUAAUAUUUUUAAGAUCAACAUCUGUAAGCCAAUUUCCACUUUCAACUUUUUAAAAAAAAUAAAUUAGACUUUUUAGAAGUGAUGAUAAGCAUAUUUUCUUUACAGUACUUUCUAUAUGUAUUGAUUAUAACUUAAUUUUUUACACAAAUCCUAUUUUUUCUUUAUAAACUGAGUCUAUUUUUAGAUUUGGUUACAUAUUAUAUAUAAUUUUUGGCAUAAAACUUUCAUAAUUCAGAUUUGUACAGCUCCAUGAACUGAUGCAGCUUUCCCAUGAAUAACUUAACAGCUUACAAAUCUAGUGUAGUGAAAUAGAAUGACUUUAGAUCUGUCAUCUGAAAAUGAUGUUUGUUAAUUGCUUAGCUAUGGCAUAGAUUGGAAUAAACACAAAUUCAAGAUAAGGAUCUGAAUUUUUUCUCGGCCCACAGAGGGCAACUUUCAUUGUCCAAAAUAAAUCUUUUUGCUUAUCCUUU